This is a messenger RNA of Emiliania huxleyi CCMP1516, 552 nucleotides long. RefSeq lists its product as hypothetical. The coding region runs from base 1 to 552 and encodes 183 amino acids. Lineage: Eukaryota; Haptophyta; Isochrysidales; Noelaerhabdaceae. The record is from RefSeq and is a predicted model, not a curated record. The transcript is spliced from 4 exons.
AUGCCACUCACGCUCGAGCGGCUUCGCGAGCUGCAGUCCGAGUGCCUCGCGGACGACCUCGAGCUGCCGGCCGAGGCGGUGGCGUGGAUCGAGUCCGAGGCGCGCGCCUACUUUGAGUCGGGAGGCGUCGAGCUGCCGCGGCCGCGAGGGCUUGAGUCGGCAGAGAUCCACGCGUUCUACGACAUGCGGCGCGAGGAGGCGCGCUCCUCCUCGGCCGCGCUCCUGCGGGAGACGCUCGGAAGCGCAGAGGUUUGGCCUCAGCUCGCAGCGGCGCUGCGGGCGAGAGGCGACGCGGCGAGCGCCAGCGCCCUCGCGGCUUGGAGUAGGGAGGAGCCACAGGCGUUGCUGGCAGAGCUGGCGUCGCUGGGUCUCAAAAUGGGGCAUCGGCAGCGGCUGUUGCUCGUGCUUCAACAUCGGCAUAUGCGCGUUUGCUAUUCGAAAAAAUACCGCGACUUACUCGCCAAGCCGCCAGACGCCAGCACGCAGCAGUGGCGGGUGGCGCUACAAGGCGCCUUGGCAGCUGUAGACUUGUGUAUAGAGUUACUGACGUAG